AUGUCCUUGCCCACAGCCAUGGAUAAGUUAUUUAUCUGUCCUGGAUGUCAGAGAGGUGGCUUCAAAAGCAUUGGCGCCGUCAAGGCUCAUUUUGAGUCCAAAGGCCACAAACUCGCAUGUGGUCCAUGCGACAAAUCUUUUGGCAAUGUAACAGCGUUGCUUAAGCACUCCCAGAAGCAUGAAAAGCCCCUAGAUGGUUCCGAUCUCAAGUCUGUCAAGUCAGCAAAACCCGCAUCAAAGAGCGCAAAGCAACAGAACUUCCAGGAUCUUGAACUCUUGUCUGCCAAACCCGCGAAAUCAGCCCCAAAGUCUGUGAAAUAUGACAAGUACCCGGAUCUGUCCGAGUCUUUUGUCAAGCCUGCAAAGCCAUCCCCAAAGACGACGAAGCAAGGAAAGUCGCAGGAUAGUUCUGAGCCCUUGUCCGUCAAUCUUCCGAAGCCCACUACAAAGAAAACAAAGCUUGAGAAGUCCCAAGAUCUUUCUGAGCCCUUGUCUAUCAACCUUGCGAAGUCCGCUACAAAGAAGACGAAGCUUGAGAUGUCCCAAGAUCUGUUUGAGGCUUUGUCCGCCAAACCUACGAAAUCUGCUUCAAAGAAAACAAAGACUGAGAAGUCCGAGGGUCUGUUUGAGGCUUUGUCCGCCAAACCUGCGAAAUCUGCUCCAAAGAAAACGAAUCUUGAGAAGUCCCUGGAUCACUCCGAUAUCUUGCCUGCCAAAUCUGCGAAACCAGCUCAAAAGCGCACAUCAAACCAGGCCCCGGUACGUGCUCCGGUGAGGGUAGAUACUUAUGAAGACCUAUGGAACAAGACCUCUGAACCUGGGCCCCCGAAUUCCUCAUCGCCUGCCAUCCAAAACGCAAAUUACCAUGUUAUCCUUGAGCCACUCGAACAAAACUUGAUCUUCCGCUACUUGUCGGCACGGUGUCACUCGGACACCCGUCUGGUCACACGAGGCUUCACCUUCCGGGCUGGCUUAGCAGAGGUCAGCAGACGCCCGUCGAAGAGACCUCCUCCGAAGACAGGACAUUUCCGCCAAGUUCCUCGCUCUUCGGACGGCUUGCCAAAAAGGAAAGCAAUUGUGCUUGAUUGUGAGAUGGUGCAAGUCGAGGCAGGUCGUCGGGAGCUUGCAUUUUUGAGCGCAAUUGACUUUUUGACGGGCGAGGUUCUCAUCAACAAUUAUGUACAGCCGAAAGCGAAAGUCGUGAAUUGGGAUUCUCGGUUUAGCGGGGUGACUCCUGGUGCCAUGAACAAGGCUGUCAAGAAAGGGACAGCGUUGAAUGGCUGGGAAGGAGCGCGCUCGAAGUUAUGGGAGUUCAUGGAUAGCGAGACUAUUCUCGUUGGCCAUUCUCUCAACAAUGAUCUUGAUGUCCUGGGUAUCAUCCACUGGAAUAUUGUCGACUCCUCCAUCAUUACCGGCGAAGCGGUCUUCUACAAUGUUCACGCCAGUGAAGCGCUCAACCGCACAUGGAGUCUGAAAACUCUUACCAAUGAAUUGGUCAAUUAUGAUAUUCAAGUCGGGAAACAGGGCCACAGUGCGCUGGAGGAUGCACAUGCAACACGGGAUAUUGUGAUCUGGUGUCUGAGAUACCCGGAGCACCUGAAGGUAUGGGCAGAUAAUGCCCGGGACCAAGAGGAGGUGCGCGUGUACGAGAGGGAGCUGAAGAGGACGACGGAGGAAGAGGCGAAGGAGCAAAAGAGAAAACAUGAUAUGGAGAUAAAGAUCCAGAUGUUGUCUCGUGGCGUUGCUGGUUUGGAUGUUCAGGCCAUUGACCUGUCUGAUGAUGAUGCUAAUGACCCCGAUUAUUCUUUUGUCGACCAUGAUGGUGAUGGUGUCGAACACGAGCAGGUAACUAUUGAAGCUGCCGCAGCUUCAUUCUUUUGA
Messenger RNA from Penicillium robsamsonii, 1881 nucleotides. RefSeq names its product 3'-5' exonuclease. The record is from RefSeq and is a predicted model, not a curated record. The coding region runs from base 1 to 1881 and encodes 626 amino acids. Gene Ontology annotation, molecular function: exonuclease activity; nucleic acid binding. Gene Ontology annotation, cellular component: nucleus. The transcript has a single exon. Lineage: Eukaryota; Fungi; Ascomycota; Eurotiomycetes; Eurotiales; Aspergillaceae. Gene Ontology annotation, biological process: ribosomal large subunit assembly; rRNA processing.